Messenger RNA from Penicillium riverlandense, 1461 nucleotides. RefSeq lists its product as uncharacterized. The transcript has 2 exons. Bases 1 to 1461 code for a protein of 486 amino acids. The record is from RefSeq and is a predicted model, not a curated record. NCBI's taxonomy places the organism in Eukaryota, Fungi, Ascomycota, Eurotiomycetes, Eurotiales, Aspergillaceae.
AUGGACAUCAACUCGCCUAUCGAUCUCGUCCACGAGGUGCAGGGCCAGCUUUGGGUUGACAAAGUGAACGAGACCCACAGAACGGGCCGUCUCUGUCAGUGGGUAUCGACUUUCCAUCCCAACAAGCUUCCCUGUCAACUUGAGGGUACCUUUCACCACGGCGCGUUCAAUGCAGGCAUGAAGAUGGUCUUCAGUGACAGCACUGCAUGGAUGGUUCGUUACCCUCUUGUGGGGAUGGUCUCCGACGAUCACGCCGACGAGAAGGUUGCCAUGGAGGUGGCAGCCCUGAAUGUCAUCCGUAAUAGGACUACUAUUCCUGUCCCGAGAGUACAGGCGUGGGGUUCCGCUGCGAGCAAUCCACUUGGUUUAGGACCGUUCAUCAUGAUGGAUUUCAUUGACGGUGUGAGCCUCAGCGACCUUUUGCAGGACCCCAGAGCCGAGUGCCCCAGCAGAGUCAUAAGGGAGGACAUCAAGGAUAGUGAUAUUGAAUUAAUUUACAGGCAGUUGGCGAAUUUUCUGCUUCAGCUUUUAAAGCUCGACUUUGACCGGAUCGGCAGCCUACCGUCGCCACAGGCUGAAGCCCAAGACCCUACACCGCCACGGCCGCUAACAUUCAAGGCACAUAGCAUUCUACAAAAUGGAGGAGUUGACACUUUUGGUGACCGAACACAGGGGUUUGCGACAACGACAGAGUAUUUUCAAUAUGUCGCUGGGCAGGACUGGGAGCAACUCGUUCACCAGCCGAACUCGACUGUUGGUUCAUAUGAUGCCCAAAACAAAUACGUGGCGUUUCAGGUCCUAAAAAGCCUGAUACGUGACUUUGUCAAUGCGAAGUAUGACCAUUGCAAAUUCAAGCUGAUUUGCGAUGAUCUCGGCUUGGCGAAUCUGAUUGUCCGCGGCAGGGAAGAUCUCACUGUCGUUGGAGUAGUGGACCUCGAGUGGUCAUACAUCGGGCCCGCCCAGCUGUUUGGCUCUGCGCCGUGGUGGCUUCUCCAAGACAGGCCCGUCAACAGCACAUGGGACUACAAGGGCGACGAGUCACCCAAAAUUGCCGACCGAUACUUCAAAUGCCUUGAAAUUUUCAUACGUAUCUUGGAGGAAGAAGAGGCAAAAAUGCCAGCGCACGAAGGGAGAGAGCUCUCAAGUCUCGUCAAGUGGUCGAAAGCAUCCGGGGCCAUGUGGCUGCAUAUGCUCCUCUCAUCCGGCUUCAACGACCAGCGCAGCUUUCCUUUUACGCAGCUGCGCCGGCAUUUGGGGUCUACUAAGUGGGCGAGGCGCGAGAAAGAAUUCGACAACGUAAAGGAGCUUGAGGUAUUUGCGGCGCGGAAGGUGAGCGAGUUGGAUAAGUAUGAUGUGGCCUUAGAGAAGACGGAGGAGAACAGAGCGCUUGUGGACAGCGGGAACAUGACGAAGGAGGAAUUCAUUGCAGAGUGUUCUCGGCUUCUGAAAAGGCAGGGCUAA